Peromyscus leucopus (white-footed mouse) is the source of this 3380-nucleotide messenger RNA. It is a transcript of the gene Drd3, whose product is annotated as dopamine receptor D3. Gene Ontology annotation, biological process: adenylate cyclase-activating adrenergic receptor signaling pathway; adenylate cyclase-inhibiting dopamine receptor signaling pathway. Gene Ontology annotation, cellular component: plasma membrane. Lineage: Eukaryota; Metazoa; Chordata; Mammalia; Rodentia; Cricetidae. The record is from RefSeq and is a predicted model, not a curated record. The transcript is spliced from 8 exons. Gene Ontology annotation, molecular function: dopamine neurotransmitter receptor activity, coupled via Gi/Go; G protein-coupled receptor activity. The coding region runs from base 293 to 1732 and encodes 479 amino acids.
UGCUCCUCUUCCCUCUCUCUCAGCACCAAGGACAGAGCCUCUGAGCCGCUAACCCAAACAACGUUCAGGGGGGUCCCUCCCAGCUCCUCUAGGGAACACUGGUGCCUUGGAAAAGCAGCUAAGAAACAUGCAGUGAGGGCUGAUAGGAAAAGCAGCAAGAGUAGCUUACAAGUAAUUUCCACCUCAGAGGCAAACACCAGGUGAUUUUCUUUCUGUAUGGAAAUGAUUCCAUAGUUGCCGUGUCCUGGGAAAGGCAAAGUUUGCUUUGCUUCGGCGUGUAUGCCGUCAGUAAAUGGCUUCAGGAACUGAGGUGCCCAGCUCCACAGUCUCCAGACACCAGAAGAAAUUUUCAGGGAACAUUUUGGAGUCACAUUCCUCUGUCUGGGCUAUGGCACCUCUGAGUCAAAUAAGCAGCCACAUCAACUCCACCUGUGGGGCAGAGAACUCCACGGGUGCCAGCCGGGCCCGCCCGCAUGCCUACUAUGCCCUGUCCUACUGCGCGCUCAUCCUAGCCAUCGUCUUCGGCAAUGUCCUGGUAUGUGCAGCUGUGCUGAGGGAGCGUGCCCUACAGACCACCACCAACUACCUAGUGGUGAGCCUGGCUGUUGCCGACCUGCUAGUGGCCACGUUGGUGAUGCCGUGGGUGGUGUACCUGGAGGUGACAGGUGGAGUCUGGAAUUUCAGCCGCAUUUGCUGUGAUGUUUUUGUCACCCUGGAUGUCAUGAUGUGUACAGCCAGCAUCCUGAACCUCUGUGCCAUCAGCAUAGACAGGUACACAGCGGUGGUCAUGCCAGUUCACUAUCAGCAUGGCACCGGGCAGAGCUCCUGUCGGCGUGUGGCACUCAUGAUUACAGCUGUGUGGGUGCUGGCCUUUGCUGUGUCCUGCCCUCUGCUCUUUGGUUUCAACACAACAGGGGACCCCAACAUCUGCUCCAUUUCCAACCCUGACUUUGUCAUCUACUCGUCAGUGGUGUCCUUCUACGUUCCCUUCGGGGUGACUGUCCUGGUCUAUGCCAGGAUCUACAUGGUGCUGAGACAAAGGAGACGAAAACGGAUCCUCACUCGCCAGAACAGCCAGUGUAUCAGCAUCCGACCUGGAUUCCCGCAGCAGCCUUCCUGUCUGCGGCUGCAUCCCAUUCGGCAGUUUUCAAUAAGGGCCAGGUUUCUGUCAGAUGCCACGGGACAAAUGGAGCACAUAGAAGACAAACAAUACCCCCAGAAGUGCCAGGACCCUCUCUUGUCACACCUGCAGCCCCUCUCUCCUGGGCAGACUCACGGGGAGCUGAAGCGUUACUACAGCAUCUGCCAAGAUGCGGCCCUGAGGGACCCAGGCUUCCAAGAAGGAGGAGGAGGGAUGCGUGGGGCAGAGAGGACUCGGAACUCCUUGAGCCCCACCCUGGCGCCCAAGCUCAGCUUAGAGGUUCGAAAACUCAGCAAUGGCAGGUUAUCCACAUCCCUGAAGCUGGGGCCCCUGCAGCCCAGGGGAGUGCCACUUCGAGAGAAGAAGGCCACCCAGAUGGUGGUCAUUGUGCUUGGAGCCUUCAUUGUCUGCUGGCUGCCCUUCUUCCUGACUCACGUUCUUAAUACUCACUGCCAGGCAUGCCAUGUAUCCCCAGAGCUCUACAGAGCCACAACAUGGCUAGGCUAUGUGAACAGUGCCCUUAACCCUGUGAUCUACACCACCUUCAAUGUGGAGUUCCGCAAAGCCUUCCUCAAGAUCCUGUCCUGCUGAAGGAAGAGAAGAGGCCACGCUCCCUUUACCAACUUCAAGAUGCCAGGCAGUUUGGAUCCCUGCUCACCAGGGUCUGCUUUGGAUGCCUACACUGUGUUCUGGCAUGUGUGGUAUGGAGACUCAUGAAGCAGGACAACCCUGGUUAGGAAUACCCAACUGUUUGUUCCACAGUAGGAUGGUCUACCUCCCCAGCUUACAUCUGACUUCAUUCUGCCAGUCUUCACAUUGCUAAGUGCUAAGUAACAACUCAGAGAGAAGUUGAUAAAAAAAGUGUAUGGGACACACACAGAGAAUUGUCACUGGAGACACAUGCACUGGAGUGAAAGAAAAAUGAACAGGUCUCUGCAGUCUCACCCUGCCAGGGGUCCUUGAAAUCACAGCCAGGAAGCAGUCUUGUAGACAGUCAGCUCCUCUUCUUUCAGGCCUGUAAUUAACUGUCAGUACAGUUAACCAUGAGCAUCCAUGGGGCCCAAUUGCUUGUUUUCUUUCACUCUAUCCUAAAACAUGAAAGACAAGGCCAAUGUUUAUAUCUUUCUGUGGAAUGGAAUCAGCUGCAUUUGGUGAGGGUCUGCUCACCCCAGAGCAGACACUGUCCCACAUUGGGACUUGGGUUUUAUUUCUACCCUUACAUGUUAGCUCUGGCUGGGGGAUGCAGGGGAGGCCCUUUGCUUUAUUACCUGACUUUCUCAAGACAAUUCUAGUGUUUUGAUUUCCAGAACCAUUCAAGACAAGACAGUUAAGUGAAGAAGGUAAGGCAGUUUCCUCUGCACUGUCAUGGCUGACUUUGGGUUGAGAACAUGCCUUCCAAAUGCUAGCCAUCAUUUGAAGGGUUUCCUAGCCAGGAACUUUCAUCUACUUAACAGAAGCCCAAAACUUUCAGGCCUUGGUAUCCACCGAGUGCUCGGAAAGUGCUAGUCGCCUCCCAGGUUCUGAAUAGAUAACAAUGUCCUCAAAGACUUACGUUUGCCUAUGUGGAUGGUAGUGGCUUGCCCGGUCUUGCAAAGGGCCUCAGAACUGAAGGUAUUGGAGGAUGACCGCUCCAAGUCACCACAUGAUAAAUCUUCAUAAAACCCUGGUCAGAUCCUAAACAGCACCACUCUAACAACUGUGCUCAGAGCCUAACAAAAACUGGGUGUGGUGACUCAAGGAAAAAAAAAACAAAACACCAGAAAUAAUCUGUAAAUGUCAUUCAAAAUUGCAUUUAGAAGGAGCUAGAACAUGCACAUCAUUUACCUUCUCACCUACAGAAGCUAUUUUUUUUAUUGAUUUCAGAAUCAAAGUCAAAUGUAUGGAUAAUUUAUGAAAUGCUGUCAGCCUGCACUUCAAUCAGUUUAUCUUUAAGAGCAUUGGUAUACAUCAUGACAGCUAGCGGCUAGCAUGCUGUUCAAACUUUAAAGAGUCCAAGAACGUCACAAGGAAUCCAGGUCUCACCCGCCCCAUUCUUACUCAUCUGACCCUAAUGGGUUAGUUGUCUGAUAGUCCUGAACGCUUUGGUUCCAGCACUUACAAGUGCUAUUAUCUAUAAUGAUUAGUAUUGUAACACAGGGUGGAAACCCAAAUCCUCUCUGCCCACUGCCUCUUCCAUUUAGUGCCAUAAAAUAUAACAGGCUUGCCAGGUGGUGGUGACACCUUUAAUCCCAGAGCUUGG